UUGUUAUAUCUAUCCUUUGUGUGUGUGUGUGUGUAUUUAUGCAUUAGACGAACAUUCAUUUUUCACGUAAUCACGGUGGUAAUAGAGGUGAAAGCAUUCACCAUUAUCGAACGGGAAUUUUUUUUUAUUUAUCAGACAUAUACAAUCUUGACGUAUCCCCGUUCAUUAGGGUCAAAACGUGGAAUAAUGAUUUCAGAUACGGUUCAAUAUAUUACCAUACGUAUAUAUACAUAUAUAUAUAUACAUAUAUUUUUAGGUCGCCAUUAGUAUCUUUUAUAUUUUCUUAUAACUGUAUAUUCAAUAGAACUGGUUUACGAAGAACGGUCACCGAUGAUCGUUCUUCGAGUUUCUUUAAUACUCGCGUUACUUCAAUAUAUUUUUGAUAAUGGAUUAGCAGCCAAUGGUUUGAUAUGGGACAAGUAUCGACAAAAUUUCGUUCAAUUAUAUUCGAUACCGAGAUUCGCAGCUUUAAAUGAGGAGAUACAAGCGAGACGACGACGAUCCGAAUUGUACAUUUUUCAUCAUGAACCCAUCAGAGCGGCUUACUAUGAGGAUCCUCACGUGGUCAUGUUCUACGAAAACAACACCAAAAUUCGAGGUAUUUCCGGCGAAGUAUGGACGCUACUAGCUGAUUAUUUAAAUUUUACAUUAAUACCAGUGAAAAGCAAAUCUAAUACAUUCGGUGAACCUUUGGAAGAUGGUACCUACGACGGGGUCAUGGGUAUCUUUAAACGUAACGAAACUGAUAUCAUUUUGCGAACCGGACUUUAUAAGUUUCGUAAAAAAGAUAUGGAUUAUACUAUUCCUAUUUAUCGUACCGGAUAUAAUUUGCUAAUACGUCCGAAAUGGCAAUACGAUAAUAUGUGGUUAAUAGAAAUGUUCUCGAUAAAUACCUGGUACUUCAUUAUAUCCAUAUUCGUGAUUCUCUGUCUUUUCGGUUAUUUCGCACAAAAGAUACCAGAAAUAAAUACUGAAGAUAAUAAAACCAAAAUCAAUUUCAAUUUGAGCGAUCACAUCUUUCAUACGUUCGCUAUAAUGUGUUCCCAAGGAUAUCUACCAUCGGAUUACUUCGACAAAUUCAAGAUACUUUCCACUUCGAAGAAUAUUUUUUCAUGGCUAAUAUUUUUAACCUUUAGCUCGCAUUUGAUAUAUCGUAUGACCAACAGAGAAGUGAUACCACCAUUCAAUAAUUUCGAUGAUUUAUUAAGCAAUACCAAUUAUAUUAUACUGAGUUUUCGUGGAUCAAUGGUACAUGAAUCCUUCGAGAAAAAAAUGAAAAUUAUAAUAAAUAAUAAUCCAAAAUGGAAAAAUCGUAUAAAGUUCAUGGACAAUGAAAGAGAUAUAUAUAGAACAGCGUGUAAUAAUAAAAACAAAUAUGCGAUAUUCGAAGUACACGAUACGUUUACUGUUAUAAGUAGAUUCGUUUGUACAUUAAUGCCUAUUGGUAAUCUUUAUUAUAAAACAUGGAUUACAUUCGGAAUUCAAAAACAUCUACCGUAUAAGAGAACGAUCGAUAUCGCGAUCAUAAAGAUGCAAGAAGUUGGAUUGGUUGAUUGCUUGAAGGAACGCUGGUUGUUAACAAAACUCGACAAUAAGGAGAACAAUCGUUUCGAGAAGAUCGACUUCGAUCAAAUUUACGUUAUAUUCUGUAUUUUAUCGAUAGGAUUUUUAGCAGCCAUUUUGGUACUCGCCAUAGAACACAUCGUCUUCUUCUACGAAUCGAAAUUAGACGUGAAAAUUGAGAAACGAGUUAGACGUAAAACAGUAAAGAUAUUAAUUAAAUAACGAAAUAAAUAGAAUCGUGUUUAUGAUGAUGAUUUUUCGAAUUUUUAAAGACGAUGUAAAGAAAAAAAAAAAGAAAGGAAAAAAAUUAAAAGAAAAGAAAAGCCAAUAAUCCAAUAAAUCAAUGUUGAAUAAGUAAAUCUUGAUUAAAAAAAAAAAAAAAAAAAAAAAAAAAAAAAAAAAAGAACGACCGAA
Vespa velutina is the source of this 1977-nucleotide messenger RNA. Its product is annotated as glutamate receptor ionotropic, kainate glr-3-like. Bases 331 to 1785 code for a protein of 484 amino acids. Lineage: Eukaryota; Metazoa; Arthropoda; Insecta; Hymenoptera; Vespidae. Gene Ontology annotation, molecular function: ligand-gated monoatomic ion channel activity. Gene Ontology annotation, cellular component: membrane. The record is from RefSeq and is a predicted model, not a curated record. The transcript is spliced from 7 exons.